AUGCGAUUGUUGUUGUUGGUGUGUUUUCUCUUAGGGAUGCUAAGAAAUGGGGUCGUUGAAGCGAAAAGGAAACUUUCCGCCACUUCAAUGGUCACUUGUAUGGAAAACUCCCAGCUACUGGGUAAUACAUUCAACGUGGUGUUUGAUCCCGAUGACAUGACAUUACACUUUGAUCUUGAUAUUACGACGGAAAUUGACGGGAACGUGCUUGCAGAGGUGGAAGUAUGGGCUUACGGAUUCAAGGUUAUCAAAAGAGAUAUUGAGAUGUGCUCGUUAAAUUGGAAACAAUUCUGUCCAUUGGUACCGGGUAACAUUGUCAUUAAAGCUACUGAGAAGGUGAGCGAAGAAUAUGCAAAUCAGAUUCCCGGGAUUGCUUACCAAGUCCCAGAUAUUGACGCUUAUUUAAGGGUUGGCGUUGUUAAUAUGGCCAACAAUGCGCCUGUAGCUUGUAUCCAAGCUUUUUUCAGUAACGGGAAGACCGUCUCGCAGACAGGGGUGAAGUGGGUGACGGCAAUGAUAGCCGGUUCGGGGUUGCUAGUGUCUGCGAUUUUAUCUGCAUUUGGUAAUUCCAACGCUGCAUCGCAUAUUUCUGCGAACUCGAUUUCACUUUUCCUCUAUUUCCAAUCGGUUGCAGUUGUUUCCAUGGAGCAAGUCCACUCAGUACCGCCAAUUGCUGCUGCUUGGUCUGAGAACUUUAUAUGGUCUAUGGGACUUAUAAGGGUGUCUUUUAUGCAGAAGAUUAUUAGAUGGUAUGUCCAGGCGACAGGCGGUCACCCUACCGUCCACCUAAUAUCCAACGAUAUGUCUGUGCUUGCUCAGAGAUCAUUGGACUACCUAACCAGCGUCCCUGUAUUAGGGAGCUUAGUGAAGCGUGCCGAGGUCCUUUAUGGAAACGAAAACACUUUAAUCUUCAGAGGUAUUAAGCGGCUGGCUUAUAGAAUGUCAAUUGAGAACACCGCCGUUGUAUGCACUGGUAUAAUUUUCUUCCUUCUAUUUGGGUACGUGCUUGCAGGAUUGAUUAUUGGGUUCAAUUUUGGUUCCGCUUUUGCAGUUAAACGGGGCUGGUUACGUCAUACCACAUUCAAGGACUUCCGUCUGAACUGGAAAACAGUCUUGAAGGGAGUCCUUUUGCGUUACAUCUUCCUCGGUUUUACACAAGUGACCAUAUUAUGUUUCUGGGAGUGGACUCAACGCGAUUCCCCUGCGGUCGUUAUUCUAUCGACCAUUAUUCUAUUUGCUACUAUUGGAAUUAUGGUAUGGGCAGCCUACAGGAGUAUUUCUUUUGCACGGAAAUCUAUAAUAGAGCAUAAUAAUCCAGCUGCUGUUCUUUAUGGUGAUAGCAAUAUUUUAAACAAAUACGGUUUCUUCUAUACCAUGUACAAUGCUACUCAUUACUGGUGGUCUUGUGUUGUGCUAAGUUACGCUCUACUUAAAGCGAUCAUGAUUGCAUUCGUCCAAGUAUCUGGAAAAGUACAGGCUGUAUUCGUCUUCUUAUUUGACAUAUCAUAUUUGAUUGCUUUAAUCUAUUUCAAGCCAUACCUUGACCGUGGAACAAACAUUCUCAACAUUUUUAUUUCCUCAGUGACUGUUGCAAAUUCUUUCUUGUUCCUCUUCUUUUCUGACAUAUUCGGCCAACCAGGCUCAGUCAGUUCUAUAAUGGGAUGGGUUUUCUUCAUUGUAAACGCUGCAUUUUCUUUUAUCCUGCUAAUUAUGGUGCUGGUGUACAUUGUCCAGGUUGUUUUCUCUGAAAGUCCUGAUCUAAGGUUUAGACCAGCCAAAGAUGAUAGAGCUUCAUUCCAAAGAAAAUCUGUAUUCUGUGGAAUUGACCAUUCCGCAACUCAAGAGCUACACGCAUUAGGUCAAGCAGCUCAGGCUCACAAUAAGAAUUGGGAGGAAGAGCUACAGCAUCGCAGAAAACUUGAUACGGAUCCAGAAGCACAUAUAGACAUGCAAGAUUCAGAGUUAAAGACAUUUGAUGAUGACAACCGCUUUAGAAAACUGUCGGUUAGUAACAUCAUCAGGAAGCUUUCCUUAAAACGUAAUAAAUCCACAAAGUCUGCAAUGUCUAUACCGGCAGAGGAUCCAGCCCUGCUGUCGCCAUAUGAUGCUCCUAUUUCAGAGAAAACUUCUUAUUAA
Messenger RNA from Eremothecium sinecaudum, 2136 nucleotides. Its product is annotated as transient receptor potential ion channel family protein. The transcript has a single exon. Bases 1 to 2136 code for a protein of 711 amino acids. Gene Ontology annotation, biological process: fungal-type cell wall biogenesis; transmembrane transport. Lineage: Eukaryota; Fungi; Ascomycota; Saccharomycetes; Saccharomycetales; Saccharomycetaceae. The record is from RefSeq and is a predicted model, not a curated record.